CGGGAGGAGCCGAGGAGGGGACAAGAUGACUCUCUGGACCAGCUCCCGCGUGCCUCUAGGCCUCAGGGCUCUUUCCACCUUCUUGAGGAGUGUGAUGAGGAUGACUCAGGAGGCUGGGUCAGGCGCUGGAGCAGGAGGGGGAACGGGCGGGGCCGUCCGGGACGCUGGGGGCGCCUUGGGCAAGAGAGCCGUCGUCCAAGAGGAACAAUACUUCAGGAGGAAGGAACAAGAGGCGAUGGAGGACCUACGCGUAAAGCUGGAGAAGAGCGAGAACAGCGUCAAGGAGACCACUUUGGACGUCUACCUUGAGAAGAUCGGCUGCCACGAGAAACUCGUGGAGGAGCACCGCCAGCAGGCUGCUUUCCACCGCAGUAUCAUCAUUACUCACAAGGGUAAAGUCGAAUACCACGAGCAUCAGAUCUCAGAGCACCAGCGGGCCAUCACCAAGCUCCAGGAAAAAAUGCGUAACCUCAGCUUACCUGGAGCUACGCAAGAUGCGUAACCUCAGCUUACCUG
Messenger RNA from Procambarus clarkii (red swamp crayfish), 516 nucleotides. The record is from RefSeq and is a predicted model, not a curated record. Lineage: Eukaryota; Metazoa; Arthropoda; Malacostraca; Decapoda; Cambaridae.